Hydatigera taeniaeformis is the source of this 2214-nucleotide messenger RNA. Lineage: Eukaryota; Metazoa; Platyhelminthes; Cestoda; Cyclophyllidea; Taeniidae. The record is from the annotation of a GenBank genome assembly.
AUGUCACCGUUUAGAAGUUCUAUUGCAUCAACUUCCUACUCCCAACCCAGCAGUCAGGUGGGGAGAAAGUAUGCCACCCGUUCUAAACUUGGUGCAUCUGCGCCCCAUUUAGUCCUGAUGCCAGCCUCUAAACUUACUACCUCCAAGGGUAAACGGAAGGGUAAAACUCCAGUAAAGCGGGGCCUUGGUCAACUUAGUCAAUCUCCUACGGUGAGGAUGGAUUCCAGGAGAAGGCGACGAAUACCCUCGAGUUCGCACAGUGGUAGCAAUCGGCGUAAAUCACUACAUCGUUCAGUGGCAGAAACACCUAACUGGAAGAUGUCGCAACCCCGAUGGGAGCGUGCUCGGAUGGCAGCUGCGGAAAAAACAAAGGGUCGCGUGAGCCGUCGUAUUUUUGGACUAAUUAUUCUCUUAACAAGAUUGGAUGAGGAAUUCAUUCUUUUAAAGAUCUUAAUCGCAAAAGGAUUUUUAAAAAGUAUCGAUUUUGCAGCUUACAUCAGUGCGUUGGUGGUAGUGGCCGAGACCCCCAUAAAGCCCUCCGAACCGGGCUCAGUAAUGACGAGUCCCCUUCGUCGACUCCGGCGCGCCUCUUCUCUCCUCAACUUUAGGAGAGGUUAUUCGAGCAGUGGUGGUGCCGUUUCCUCCACUUCGACCUCCCGACUUAGCAUCAAGGCGGAGCAAUGGCAGCGACGUCUGAUGGAGGAAGAGGCGAGUUUGAGCCAAUUCAGUGGAGGGGAAAGCAGCCUCUCUCUCUCGACGUCUUCUUCGCAGUUUCAGCGUCGGUCCUCCAACCUCAUGGCGAAUUUUCUCUCUCUCCCUUCACCACAUUCUUCUGCUAAAGAUAAGCCGAAGCCGCCCCUUACUUCGGCGGUGUCAUCGCCUCCUGUGUUGAAUUUGUCAAUACUUAAAUCAGGGUUACCUCGACGACAGCCACCACCAGUGUCGUUUGAAGGUCUCUUUCAUGACCUGGAUGCUCCUUGUAGCACCACCACUAGCACUCAACCUAUGUUGAUAAAGACGCCGCUUAAGAGCAAACCAACUACGAGUGCCACUCCAAAGCGUCGUAAAGCAGGCCCAAGAGGGCAAGUGGCGGCAACAGAGGUACCCAUCUCUUCACACGUCUUCGACGAGGCUGCAAUGUUUCCUGGAGAAGGAGAGUUCUUCCAACGCCCUGUCACUGACCCUGAUAGCUCCAUGCUGCACGGGUAUGUUGGCGCCUUUUUGAAGAUCCUAAAAUGCCGUCACUCCUCCUUCAGAAAGAUCCAGUCCCUAGGAGGUGGGGAGUCCCACAUCACUCCAAGGAAAUGUGCUCCCAGUCCUUCGUCAACGAGUGAUGCCGAUGAGGACAACUUCAAACCGAACCUCCCGAAGGGGGUGGGAAUUACAAUAUUGGGGCUUCGGGAUCCUCUCACUCCCAUUGGCAAAACACGCAGUGUGUUGCGGUGUGAAACAUCCGCAUUAGUUCUCAAAGUUAGAUCUAGGGGACAACCCGUGAUGUGUGGUGGUGGCCCUUUUAUGACACCAAGAAAACAGACGCUCUGCUUGCACUCAUCAGGCUGUGGCAACAACGAGGAAUCACGGUCUGGUGCAGAAAAGGAGGGAGGUUAUGGCGUCUCAUCGGGUUUGCAAGAGCCCCUCAAUCCAACUUCUCAAACCAGUGGUCUAUUUCAGUCGGGACCAUUCGACGAUGUUCGAUUUGAUCUAACCUCUUGCUCAAAAAACUCUUUCAGAUGGAGUCUCAGUAAUCCUUCAGCUUCUGCUACCAAGGAAGAAGGUAUUCUGUCUUUCCAUCAAGUUACUACUAGGCGGAUUACACCUCGCAAAGGCCUCUUUCGCCCCACCUCCAGUUCGUCCCAGGAGUUGAGUCCUGGCGCCCCAUCAACUUCUGCUGCCAAGAGAGGAGGUAGUUUGCCUUUCCACCAGACCGCUACUAAGCGAACUACACCCCGAAAGGGUCUCUUUCGUUCUACUCCCAGUCCGCUCCGAGCGUUGAGUUCUGGCAUCCCAUCAACUUCUGCCGCCAAGAGAAGAGGUAGUUUACCUUUCCACCAGACAGCUGCUAAGCGAACCACACCUUGUAAAGGUCCCCUUCGUCCCACUAUUACUACUCCACCACCACCAUCUCAAGUCCAGGCCAACGUAGAGAAUCAAAAGGAAGAGAGAGCGUAUUCACCAAGAAGGCGUCUUCGAACACGCCGAUCCCUCUUUCGGUGA